GGUCGCGAGAGUCGUCUUCGGAGUUUGAUCUCUCCUGUCCCCUCCGCGGUCUCGGAGGCUGCUUGGUCAUGGCCGUCCACGGAGCCACCGAUGAGAAACAGCCCCUACUGGGGGAGCGGGGCCCGGAGAGCGAGCAGCGGGAUGUCAUAGAGACCGAAGAGCAUCGUCGCAGUCGGUGGCAGUCCAUCCGGAUACUCUAUCUCACUAUGUUUCUCAGUAGCGUAGGGUUUUCGAUCGUAAUUAUGUCAGUAUGGCCAUACCUCCAAAAGAUCGAUCCCACAGCAGAUGCAAGUUUCUUGGGCUGGAUUAUUGCUUCUUAUAGUCUUGGCCAAAUGGUAGCUUCACCUCUCUUUGGUUUGUGGUCUAAUUAUAGACCAAGGAAAGAACCUCUUGUGAUCUCAAUCUUCAUUUCAGUGGCAGCCAAUUGCCUCUAUGCCUAUGUCCACGUACCUCCCUCCCACAAUAAAUACUACAUGUUGGUUGCUCGUGCACUUGUGGGAUUUGGAGCAGGAAAUGUAGCAGUAGUUAGAUCCUAUAUUGCCGGUGCUACUUCGCUUCAAGAAAGAACGAGUGCCAUGGCCAACACCAGUGCUUCUCAGGCCUUAGGCUUCAUUCUUGGUCCAGGUAGGCUUUUUCAGACAUGUUUUGCUCUGAUUGGAGAAAAGGGAGUGACGUGGCAAACCAUUGAUCUUCAGGUGAACAUGUACACAGCCCCAGUUCUACUCGGUGCCCUUUUGGGAGUUGUCAAUAUUGUCUUGAUCUUUGCUGUCUUAAGGGAACAUCGUGUGGAUGACUCGGGAAGACAAUGCAAAAGCGUCAAUUUUGAAGAAGCAAAUCCAGAAGAAGUUCAUGAUGCUCAGGGAAGCAUUGAUCAGGUUGCUGUCAUCACCACCAACAUUCUUUUCUUCAUCAUCCUGUUUAUCUUUGCUCUUUUUGAAACCAUUGCUACUCCACUAACUAUGGAUAUGUAUGCCUGGACCAGGGAACAGGCUGUUUUAUAUAAUGGAAUUAUACUGGCUGCUCUGGGAGUUGAAGCAGUGAUUGUUUUCAUGGGAAUUAAAAUACUUUCCAAAAGAACUGGAGAGCGUAUGCUUCUGCUUGGAGGAUUCAUCAUCGUUUUCAUUGGAUUCUUUAUCUUGCUACCUUGGGGAAAUCAGUUUCCAAAAAUACAGUGGGAAGAUUUGCAUAAUAAUACUAUUUCUGAUACAUCAUCUGGAGAAAGGGUUACAUAUUUUUGGAAGUUAUCAGCAGGAAAUUCUAGCGAAGGACCAACUGGCUGCCCAGUCAAGCAGUCCUGGUGUCUGUCUACUCCCAUGAUUCACCUGGCCCAGUUCCUCGUUGCUGCUGUCCUGAUAGGGAUGGGCUAUCCAACCUGCAAUGUUAUGUCCUACACCUUAUACUCAAAAAUUUUGGGGCCAAAACCUCAGGGCGUCUACAUGGGCUGGCUGACGGCUUCUGGGAGCGGCGCGAGGAUCCUCGGACCCGUGUUUGUUAGCCAGGCGUAUACCGAUCUGGGGCCUCGGUGGUCGUUUAGCUUGGUCUGCGGAAUCCUUCUGCUCGCUGUGGCCCUUUUGGGCGCCGUCUACAGGAGACUCGUUCCCUUUACGGGGAGGCCCGGGAGGGGGCAAGAGGAAACUUAACUUGGGCAGCUGCGGGAGCGCCGCGCCGGGAGCCCCAGGACUUUGUUUCCCCCAAAAGAGAGGAGGGUCGUAUUGUGUGCUGUGGCACCUGCAUGGAACACGGGCCAAGUUCUGCCUCUCCUGCUUUGGACUGUCGCAGAGUCCGUCGUCUUCAGAUUAGAGCUUCCCUGUGCGGGAGGUAAAACAAAGGCUCAGCCGCUGACGGAGCUGCGUGCCCACAUUCCUUUCGUGCCAGGCAGAGGAGAGACAAACAGACACAUAGACCGCAGUUCCUCUCGACUGUCCGUAGUCACGGGCGGCGCUCCCCGAUUUCCUACCUCCAAACAUUUGGAAAUGUAGAUCUGUGUACAUGAAGUUUUUGCCGAGGCCUGCGAGUCUUCCGGACCCCAUUUGGGCUUUCUUUGCUGGAGUGGCUCAUUUCACAGAUGAGGAAACUGAGGCAGGCAGGGGUCACACAGCUAGAAGUGUUUGAGGCCAGGUUUGACCAGCGUGUGUUGGUAGCAUGGUUUGUAGACAAAAUACAAAAGAAUCUCCAAA
Gracilinanus agilis (Agile Gracile Mouse Opossum) is the source of this 2177-nucleotide messenger RNA. RefSeq names its product major facilitator superfamily domain containing 8 (gene MFSD8). The record is from RefSeq and is a predicted model, not a curated record. Gene Ontology annotation, biological process: transmembrane transport. Bases 69 to 1640 code for a protein of 523 amino acids. Gene Ontology annotation, molecular function: transmembrane transporter activity. The transcript has 12 exons. Lineage: Eukaryota; Metazoa; Chordata; Mammalia; Didelphimorphia; Didelphidae. Gene Ontology annotation, cellular component: lysosomal membrane.